AUGCCACAUGCACCAAGGUCCUCUGCAAACUGUGCCAAGAUGCAGACAAAACUGAGCGCCUGGACUCCUCUGAACCAUCCUCUGGCAAACAGCAAGGUGUUUGAAGAGAGACGAAGCCUUCUGGCAAAGUGGUUUGACAAGUGGUCUGACAGUCAGAGGAGGGCAGUGCUGCAGGAUUUUGUACUGAGCUGUUCGCUGGAGCAGCUGAAGUUCCUGAGUCUGAGUGUGAGCAGACAGCUCCCCCUGCAGGCUGCAGACUUCACCUGCCUGCUGCCCCGAGCCCUCUGCCUCUACAUCUUCUCCUUCCUGGACCCCCGCAGCCUAUGUCGAUGUGCACAGGUGAGCUGGCACUGGAAGAGCAUUGUGGAGCUGGACCAGCUGUGGAUGCCCAAGUGUCUGAGGUUCGGCUGGUGCAUCAAUUUCUCCCCCACACCGUUUGAGCAGGGCGUCUGGAAGAGGUACUACAUCCAAACUGUGCAGGAGCUGCGACUCACCCCACUGCAGGCUGCUUGGUCCCAGCAGCAGUUUGCGAUUCCAGAUGCAGCCACGACCAGCACUACACAUGAAGAUCUGUUAGCACCGCCCCUCCUCACCGACGAGCAUCCAGUGUCCACUAAACAGCGAGUUAGAAGCAGCCUCAGGACUGGAUUAAUAAAGGAGAAGCAGCCAAAUGCUCUGCCUCCAUGGAGAGAUUCUGACAGACAUCCCAAAGACACACUGCGCUUUAACUACCUAGACAACCUGGACACAGUCAAACAGGCCAUGGCAGCGCAGACGAAAAGCGCAGCCACCACCUGCCGUAGUAACACAUUGAAGCCAGACGACGGAAGCAAGAAAACGCUGUCUGAGGCAAAUUACAAACUCCGCAAAGCCAAAUCUCUGAUGUUCCUCAGUUCCAACUGCAGAACCCAACAUCCUCCUCAUCAGACCCAAACCCGACCUCAGUGGGCAUCUCAGAGUAACGACUACCCCGUCACCAAAGAGACCACCAAGAGCCUGCUGCACUUGGCCCAGUGGAACGCUGGGAUCCGUCCGGGGCCGGUGAGGUCUGCGGUGCCCCAGCUGAGCAUGGAGGCGCUCAGGGCAUCCCAGCGCUCACACCGGAGCUCACCCAGUAAACCACUGUUCGAGGUUCAGCCAUGGAUUGUUCCUGCUUCACAUGCACACUGA
Molecule: messenger RNA, 1170 nt
Organism: Toxotes jaculatrix (banded archerfish)
Lineage: Eukaryota; Metazoa; Chordata; Actinopteri; Toxotidae
Gene: fbxo16
Product: F-box protein 16
Exons: 8
Coding region: 1-1170 (389 amino acids)
Molecular function (GO): protein binding
Source: RefSeq, a predicted model, not a curated record